AGUAUAGUGUAAAAUCUUUUAUCAUCAGGUUAAGAAAAAGAAAAAAAGAAAAAAGUGAACAAAACUCCAACGAGAUUUCCUUUCAACGCUAUCCAUUUUCAUAUCUCCAUUCCAUCAGCAAUGGAGAUUGCCGCCGUAGCCUUACCAACUGUUAAUCCAGCUCAAUUUAGGCCUCUUUCAGCUAAUUUCGCCGCCGGCUCAGUUUCAGCUCUCGGUUUCUCUCCCUCCACCAGUCGGAAAUCUUCGCUCGCGCGAGCCAGGACUUUGCUUAUUAGGGCUUCCCUUGCUGUCGAGCAGCAGGCCGAGACUAAAGCUGCCGUGAUCAGAAUCGGAACUAGGGGGAGUCCACUGGCCCUCGCCCAAGCUUAUGAAACUCGAGAUAAGUUGAUUGGGUCGCAUCCUCAGUUAGCUGAAUCGGGAGCAAUUCAAAUUGUGGUCAUCAAGACAACUGGGGACAAAAUUCUAACUCAGCCACUUGCAGAUAUUGGUGGAAAGGGUUUAUUCACUAAAGAGAUAGAUGAGGCACUCAUUAACAGUGAUAUCGAUAUAGCUGUCCACUCGAUGAAAGAUGUCCCCACAUAUCUUCCCAAAAACACAAUGAUACCUUGCAAUCUCCCAAGGGAGGAUGUCCGGGAUGCUUUUAUUUGCUUGACUGCGGCAUCUCUGGCUGAGCUUCCUGCAGGAAGCACUGUGGGCACAGCUUCGCUGAGAAGGAAGUCACAACUUCUUAAUAGAUAUCCAUCACUUAAGGUACUGGAGAAUUUUCGAGGUAAUGUACAGACAAGAUUGAAAAAAUUAAAUGAAGGGGUGGUCCAAGCAACAUUAUUGGCAUUAGCUGGAUUGAAGCGCCUAAACAUGACAGAAAAUGUUACAUCCAUUCUAUCCAUUGAUGACAUGCUCCCUGCUGUAGCUCAAGGGGCUAUAGGAAUUGCAUGUAGAAGUGAUGAUGAAAAGAUGGCUACUUAUUUGGCAGCCUUGAAUCAUGAGGAUACCAGAUUAGCAGUUGCGUGUGAGAGAGCAUUCCUAGAGAAAUUGGAUGGAUCUUGCCGUACUCCAAUAGCUGGGUACGCCUGUCGUGAUGAGGAUGGAAACUGUAUUUUCAGAGGACUGGUGGCAUCUCCUGAUGGAAUCCAAGUACUUGAGACCUCUAGAAGAGGUCCUUAUGCUUUUGAUGAUAUGGUAAAGAUGGGUAAAGAUGCUGGUGAGGAGCUUCUUUCUCAAGCUGGUCCUAAUUUCUUUGACCGAUGAGUAGUCAAGUAGUUAUUUAGAGAGAGAGAGAUCUGAAUCACGUAUUCACUUAGGCCCUUCAUCAAGUUGUUCAAGCCCUAGUAAAGAUGACUUUUUGUUUGUACGAUGGGUAGCAUCUUGUUAUUCUUGGUUGGAAUUUUUGGUUGACGGUGAGCUAAAAUGCAUUUGAGUUUUUUGUUGUAGAAUAUUCCAACAUUCACGUUAUUGAAAAGUAUGAUCUCAUGUUGCUGGCCAGUGGCCAGUUUGCCUUUUGGGAAAUGAAAUUUUAUGUGAUAUUAGUAUUUGAACA
Messenger RNA from Salvia miltiorrhiza (redroot sage), 1537 nucleotides. RefSeq names its product porphobilinogen deaminase, chloroplastic. Lineage: Eukaryota; Viridiplantae; Streptophyta; Magnoliopsida; Lamiales; Lamiaceae. The transcript has 5 exons. Gene Ontology annotation, cellular component: cytoplasm. The record is from RefSeq and is a predicted model, not a curated record. The coding region runs from base 121 to 1248 and encodes 375 amino acids. Gene Ontology annotation, biological process: heme biosynthetic process. Gene Ontology annotation, molecular function: hydroxymethylbilane synthase activity.